Molecule: messenger RNA, 1061 nt
Organism: Cokeromyces recurvatus
Lineage: Eukaryota; Fungi; Mucoromycota; Mucoromycetes; Mucorales; Mucoraceae
Exons: 2
Coding region: 10-1053 (347 amino acids)
Molecular function (GO): nucleotide binding
Source: RefSeq, a predicted model, not a curated record
CCUAUUAUUAUGUUAAGGUGGGGUAUUAUUGGUACUGGGAAUAUUGCUCAUACCUUUGCAAGGGCAAUACAAGCAUCCAAAAGUAAUGAGCUUGUAGCUGUUGGAAGUCGUUCAAUGGAUACGGCUCGAAAAUUUGCAGAAGAAUUUAAUGUCCAAUAUAGUUUUGGUAGUUAUGAAAGUUUAUUAGCCUUUGACGGAAUUGACAUUGUUUACAUUUCAACACCUCAUCCAUACCAUUAUGAGUUGGCAUUAGCAUCAGCUAAAGCUAAUAAACACAUGUUGAUUGAAAAACCCAUGGCCAUCAAUGAAAUACAAGUGAAAACCAUUCUAGAGACGGCUAAAGAACAUAAUACCUUUGUCAUGGAGGCCUAUAUGUAUCGAUGUCAUCCACAAACGUUAAAACUAGUGGACUUGAUUCAAUCUGGCGUUAUUGGACAAGUUAAAUUCAUUCGUGCUCAUUUUUCUUUUGAUGGAAGACCCCUUGGCCCAACUUCAAGACUUUGGAGAAAUGAACUUGGAGGAGGUGCUAUCAUGGAUAUUGGUGGAUAUCCAUUGUCUUUUGCUCGUUUAAUUGCUAAAGUCGCAAAUAAUAAUAAUAAUAAAAAGAACUACUCAAGAUUAGUAAAGAAGAUAAAAGCAACAGGUUAUAUUCAGCCUGAUACACAAGUAGAUGAAUGGUCAAAUGCUUCAAUUGAGUUUGAGGGAAACAUAACCGCUCAAUUAUUCACAGGUAUCUUUGCUGAUACAGAUUCUAGUGUAGAGGUACUAGGUAGUGAAGGUAUGCUAAAGGUAGUUAAUCUCUGGAGACCCGACCUUCCACAAUUAGGUCCUGUACAAAUAGAAUAUACUGAAUAUGGAAAGGAAAUGAAAAUUAUACCUGUUGAAUUAGAAGAGACAAAUCUCUUUGCUUAUGAAGCAGAUGCAGUUGCAGAUGCUAUUGCACAAGGUCAACUUGAAUGCAAGUAUAUGAAUUGGCAAGAUAGUUUAGACCAAGCAAAUGCAAUGGAUGCCUGGAGAAAAGAAAUUGGUUUAAAAUAUAAAGAAGACAACUAAAGAACACU